CAGAAAAGUAAAUUCCAUCGCGGAUGGAGCUAGGGUUUGUCUUUCUCCUGGAAACAAUUCACGACAUAACACAAGGUUCUCAAUUCAUAUUCAUCUCAUUCUGCAAGGCUUUAGGGUUUUAGGUUCACAAAAAUCUUUCUUCAGCAAGCUCGUUUGGAAGCCUGCAGCAAGCUCGUUUGGAAGCCUGCAGCAAGCGAUGCCUCCACGAAUCCUGAAGCGCGGAGCGGCGGCAUCUGGAUCUAAGAAGGGCGGUAGAGCCGCGCGAGGGACCAGCAAGACCCAGAAUCAUCAGCCCGAAGCUGUCGAAGAGGUCCCAAAGAUAGAGGAAGGAACAAUCAUCGAUGAAAAGCCUGUUCUCCAGGAGAAGCUGGAGGUUGACGACAAACCAGUCGUUGAACGAAAGUCGGUUCUUGAAGCUGAUGAGGGAUCCAAAUCGAACCUUAAGAGCUCGUCAUCGUUGAAAAAAGAUGAAGAAGCAAAAGAGUUUGUUGAGGAUUAUGAAAAGGAUGAACGGUUAGAGCUUGAUGAUAAUGAGCAUGAAUAUGAACCUGAAGAAUACGGCGUUGAAGACUACGAUGAGAAGGAAAUUGACGAAGAUGAUGACCAGGGGGUUGGGGAGGAAGGGGUAGAAGAGCUAGAGGAAGAUAAUGGAGUGGAAGAGGAAGAGGGUGAUCUGGUGGUGGUGGAGGAGGAGGAGGAGGAGGAGGAACUGGAGGAGGUUCCUGAAGAAGUUGAGGUUGACGAGUAUGAUGAUCCUACUGGUGAAGAACAUACUGAGAUGGUAGAUGCAACUGAAGAGGAUGAGCACCAUGAAGUUUUUAAGGAGAGGCGCAAGCGUAAGGAGUUUGAGGUCUUUGUUGGCGGUCUGGAUAAGGAUGCCACUGAGAGCGAUCUUCGGAAAGUUUUCGGUCGAGUUGGCGAGAUCACUGAAGUGCGACUGAUGAUGAAUCCACAGACGAAGAAAAACAAAGGGUUUGCAUUCCUGCGGUUUUCUAGUGUUGAACAAGCCAAACGGGCUGUUACUGAGUUGAAGAAUCCAGUGAUUAACGGGAAACAUUGUGGUGUUAGUCCUAGUAAAGACAGUGACACCCUUUUCUUGGGAAACAUCUGCAAGACAUGGACGAAGGACGCUUUGAAAGAGAAAUUGAAACAUUAUGGAGUUGAUAAUGUUGAGCACUUGGCCCUGGUUGAAGAUAGUAACAGUGGAGGGAUGAACCGAGGGUAUGCUUUUGUGGAAUUCUCAUGUCGGUCAGAUGCCAUCGAUGCUCUUAAGCGUCUGCAGAAGAAGGAUGUUUUAUUUGGAGUUGAUAAGCGAGCAAAGGUUUCUUUUGCUGAUUCCUUCAUUGACAUUGGGGAUGAAAUAAUGGCACAGGUGAAGACUGUAUUUAUUGAUGGCCUUCCUUCUUCAUGGGACGAGGACCAUGUCCGGGAGCUAUUAAAGGUGUAUGGAAAGAUUGAGAAGGUUGAACUUGCUAGAAAUAUGCCAUCAGCCAAGCGGAAAGAUUUUGGUUUUGUCACCUUUGACAGUCAUGAGGCUGCAGUAACCUGUGCGAAAAGUAUCAACAAUGAAAACAUUGGUAAAGGAGAUAGUAAGGCUAAAGUUAGGGCUCGGUUGUCAAGGCCUCUUGAGAGAGGAAAAGGUAAACAUUUGAGCCGUAAAGAUGUUCGUCCUGGACGCCGAACUGGUAGCAGGGGUCCAUGGGUUAGGUCUGCCCCACGUAGCCUGACUUCCCGUUCGGUGAGAAUGGCUGGAAGUCGUAUCCCGCCACCCUCUGUGAGAAGGCAUGCUGGACCGCGAGAGCGUCAUGCUCCUGUGACGUCUGAACCAGCAAGAAGCAGGCCUCUGGCUCCUCCUCGGUCUUAUGAUAGAAGGGCACCUGUUCCAUCAUACCCGAAGAGUAGCUUGAAAAGGGAAUAUACUCGCCGUGAUGAAGUACCACCGCCAAGAAGCCGAGCUGCCAUUGAUUACUCUUCCAGGGAUAUUCCAGAGAGACGCCAAUCCUAUAGAGAUGAAUAUUCUUUACGAGGUUCUGGGUACCCUGAUCUUCCUAGAAGUAGUUCUCGUGGAUCUGCCAGGAGAGCUUAUGUGGAUGAGGCCUAUGUCCAGAGAUUUGAAAGGCCCCCUCCAAGUUAUCGUGAAGGACGUGCUCGUGAUUAUGACUCUUUCUCUGGUUCAAAACGUCCUUAUUCUAUGAUGGCUGACAUUCCUCCACAUUAUGCUGAUUCUGGUGCUCGUCAUUCGAGGGCUCGUGUAGAAUAUGAACUCGGUCCUGCUUCUUCUCAAUACGGGGAAGCCUAUAGUGAUAGUCGACUUGGUAGAUCGAACUUGGGAUAUGGGAGCGGCAGAAGUUCCAUGUCCAGUCAUGAUUCGCGUGGGAUGUAUGGCGAGCGACAUGGUACAACUUACGGAGGUUCUUAUGGGAGCAGUGAUGGUGGUGGAGUGUACCCUUCAAAUUAUGGUGGCGAUUACAUGUCUCGCAGGAGUGAUGUUGGAGGUAGUUCUUACUCAUCUAUGUACUCUAGUCGUGGGAUGGGCAGCAGCAGCGGUUACAUGGGUUCUGGUGAUUCAGGAUCUUACUACUAAUGUAAGUAUAAUCCUCACUCUAGUUUUGCAGCAACCUGUGAUUGUUUGCACGAUAUGGAGGUGUUCUUUUUUGUUUAUUGGGCAUCUUGGUUUGGGUGGUUUCGGUGUCUCUUCGGUUCCCGAGAGAUGUUUGAGAAAGUGGAAUGGAUGGUCACCACUUAAUUUGUGUAUGAAUAUGAUGACAGAGAUGCUGCUCUAGGAUGUUGGCAAUUUGGAGAUUAAAUCUGACAUUUGAGAUUCGUACACUUUGGAGAAAGCAAGCCUGUGAAGCUGUGCCCGAGUAUCAUGUCAGAGAAGUUAUCUAGAAGUUGUAUAGAAAAGGGACUGAUUUGGUUCAAGUCCUGUGAUAUACACAUUGGAUACAUUAUAAAGUUUAUGGUGUAAACUCCAGCUGUAGAAAUGAAAAUGGGAACCUGUGAUAUUCAUGUAUGCGGUUGAUCUGUUUUAUUUUACUAUUCAGCUCCUAUCUGAUGGAGACGGCACACUCGGAAAGAGACCGAGGUUUCCCAGUAUUGCAAAGAAUUUAGGUGUGUUUCCAGUGGAGUGAUAGGAUUUGGUGGAGUGCUGUUGGGCUUCGUUCGAUGUACUUUCUGUAGUAUUUCGUGCUAGCCUCGGUUAUUAAAAUUAAAGGGAAGCA
Messenger RNA from Linum trigynum, 3221 nucleotides. NCBI's taxonomy places the organism in Eukaryota, Viridiplantae, Streptophyta, Magnoliopsida, Malpighiales, Linaceae. The record is from the annotation of a GenBank genome assembly.